Molecule: messenger RNA, 764 nt
Organism: Hibiscus syriacus
Lineage: Eukaryota; Viridiplantae; Streptophyta; Magnoliopsida; Malvales; Malvaceae
Product: thioredoxin M3, chloroplastic-like
Exons: 2
Coding region: 143-634 (163 amino acids)
Cellular component (GO): cytoplasm
Molecular function (GO): oxidoreductase activity, acting on a sulfur group of donors, disulfide as acceptor
Source: RefSeq, a predicted model, not a curated record
UUUUCUGAUUUUGGAUUCAGGUGCCCCCCACAAUUUGCAAGCGAGGGAUCUGGAAAAACAAAUCAACCAUUUGAUUUCUUGCAACUCAAUUGAUUUGGUUUCCGUGGUUUUCAACAGAUUCAGACCUCUAUUGCUUUCUUCAAUGGCUUCUUCUACUUCCAUUACUCCCUCUUAUUUUGCUUCCACCAGCCGUCACCACUUCCCCUUUAACCUCAGCUCUUCAUGGAUCUCAUUUCCAUUGAAAUUUGCCUCCUCUAGCCUUCCUAAACGCCCUCCUCUCACUCUCAAACCAUUCUCUUCUCCUCAAUCCAAAGCUGCAGUUGUUACUAAAGACACAUGGGAGAAAUCAAUAGUAGAAAGCGAUUUGCCUGUUCUUGUUGAAUUUUCUGCAAGCUGGUGUGGCCCCUGUAGAAUGGUUCACCAGAUUAUUGAUGAGAUUGCAGGGGAGUAUGCUGGGAAACUCAACUGCUUUAUUCUCAAUACCGAUAUUGACUUUCCAAUUGCAGAGGAUUAUGAAAUUAAGGCUGUACCGGUCGUGUUGCUGUUCAAAAAUGGAGAGAAACGAGAGACUGUUGUCGGUACCAUGCCGAAGGACUUCUAUAUAGCUGCCAUAGAGAGGGUUCUGAAGUUGUAAACAAUGAUAUAGUGCGUAACUAGAAUCUCUGGUGAAGGUUUCAGCUUUUCUUGCCUAUAUAUGUUGUUAGCUGGAUUAUCAAUGCAUAAAUUGUACAUCCUUAAAUAUCUUGCUGGUUGCUGUUAACACC